This is a messenger RNA of Zerene cesonia (dogface butterfly), 546 nucleotides long. RefSeq lists its product as uncharacterized. Lineage: Eukaryota; Metazoa; Arthropoda; Insecta; Lepidoptera; Pieridae. The record is from RefSeq and is a predicted model, not a curated record. Bases 82 to 546 code for a protein of 154 amino acids. The transcript has 2 exons.
UGCAAUCACACGUGGAUCCCUGAAUGUGGGGCUGAGGAUGAGGAACCCUCUAGACGGAGGUUAUUCACUGAUGAAUGUGAUAUGUAUGAGUAUAACUGUGAUUACGAAAGAGAUUUCGAACCCAUAAAUUAUUCGGAUUGCUUCAAUAUUCGGGUAACGUGUCCUAUACCCGAACCUUGUCCAUCGAUACCACCGUGCCCCAAUCACAGACUGCACAAAGUAGGCAACAAAUACAAAUAUGUCAAAGCACCGUUUAGAAGAGCAGAGCGUCGAAUAAGAACAACUAACGUGCCCUUGCCAAGACACAUGCUCAGUGGAAAAAGACGGUACACACCAACCAGACAUACACAUACACCCUCAAGACCAAAAACUGCCAAGAAGACAGUAUCCAGAACCAAAGCUUCCUUUACAACGGUUAUUUUGAAAAAGGAAGAGGUUAUAAAGAACGGCCGACGCAUGAUGAAGAUUGUGAAACAAGUCAUAAAAAAGAUGACACUUAAAAAAGUAACCCGGGAAUAUUCAAGAGACUCCGAUUUUCUGGAGUAA